UUUUUUAAAACCAUUUAUCGUUUCACUUUUUACGAAAUAUGCCUAAAACUACACUCACUUCCGAACAGAAAAAAUUAAUAGACUUCGAAGAAAUUACACCAGAUAGACACGAUUUUGCUGUCAUAUUAUUUUGCAGCCGAAUUAUCGUACGAAUACAAAUUAAAUGUUUCGAAGAAACUGAAACAUUUUCGAAUAAUGAUAUCAAUAAUAUCGUCCGUAAGGAAGCUGAAAGCUUCUCCGAAAGACUUAGAUGUUUCAUCGAUCAAAUUAAAGAAACUGGACAUUGUUACAAUAACGCAACGAGUAUGGAUUUCAAAGAGAAAAUAGCGUCAUCAGAAUUCCCACUCAAAACUAUUAUUAAUAUUUUAAGUGAGGAAUUAUCCUCUAGACCCCGUAAAAUCAAUCCACCACCCGUCAAACGGUUAUAUAAAAAUUUAAUCAGCUUAGCUGAUGAUUUAAGAAAGUAUUUCGUAAAUCGUGAACAUAAUAAUAAGAUCCGACCAAUAUAUUUUUCAGAAAAUUAUUUUAUAUAUCAAGAAGGAACCCCUAAAGGAGAUGAUGAGAACUUUAUAUCAUUCCCCGUGACUUUAGUUUGGUUACCUACGUUGACCGUCACGGAUGAGAUUAAUCAAAAAAAUGCAUCGGCUUUUCAUCUUCGAAAGAAGCCCGAAUUUUUAGGUAAAAGAGCACCCACAUUUCGAUCACAAUUAUUAAGAAUGAAUGGUGUUCAAAAACGGGUCAAUAAAAGUAAAA
Rhizophagus irregularis DAOM 181602=DAOM 197198 is the source of this 753-nucleotide messenger RNA. NCBI's taxonomy places the organism in Eukaryota, Fungi, Glomeromycota, Glomeromycetes, Glomerales, Glomeraceae. The record is from RefSeq and is a predicted model, not a curated record.